CGCUAUCUUCUUACAGCCAGUAAUCCAACACCGCGAUACACACUCAGUCGUAUUGUUUCUUUCGGUGCAGAAUGCCGUGAACAGGCGCGUAACAUGGACAACGGGAGCAAGAACCACAUACAGGGCCGAGUACGAGUAGUGCUUCGCCGCGAUCACUGCGACCUCGACUGCUCCAGGACAUUUGGACGCAGCGACAGCUUCGGAUCUUCGGUCGACGUCAACUUCGUCGACAGCAAUGACGGCUCCUAUUCCUGUGAGGCGCUUCGGAACGACUUCGGUCGCCUUCCGGACCAACUGACCGAGUACGUGAGGACGAAACUUCGCUGCCACUUCAUGAACCCCAUUGAAAAAUGGCGCACGAGGGGGCGUCUCCCGUGGAAGCUGAUCUUGCAGAUCUUGAAAGUGUUUGUUGUGACGGCGCAAGUGAUUGUGUUCGGUUGCGCGAGUUCAGCCUUUCAGGAGCAACACAGGAACACGAGGAUGACCCUCGAACACCUGCUCCUGAAAGGUUGGGACACCGCGAGGGACGUGUUAAUAUACCCGCCGCCCCAAGGUCCGUACGCUGUGUACACCGUGACAGAGUUCUACGAGCACGUCGAGUAUGUUGUGCAGCAUUACAGCAGCAUCACAACGGCACCGAUCAGGACGUUCUGGUACAGCUCCGAAAGCGAAGAGAUUGUACCGAUCACGUUUUGCGUGACGAAAUACAAGAACGGAACGGUGUGGCCGUCUAACUCGACACUGUUCUUGGACAGUGAAGUGGUUGUAGAGUGCUUGGACUUGAACACGACCUGGCCAGCCAAUUCAGAUCUGUGGCGAGCGUUCUCGAUGAAGAAGUUUCUCUCCGACGCCGGGUUUACGAUCGUGUUUGAACAAUUGAUCAGAGCUGAACUCAGGUUCACGCUAACGACGCUGUACAAGAGGAAGUUCGUUGACGUGGAGGCCCUCGAGUGUUACAGGUCACUUUACAGGUCACAGAAGUUAAGGGCAAAAGCUGCACAGUUCUUCAGGGCAAAGUACAAGAAAAAUUUGUCCUGGUCAGAUAAGCUGUUGUUCUUGGAUUUCUGGUUCGUGAUGAUAAUCGUGGAUGAUUGUUUGCUUGUGGUCGGAUCUUCGUUUAAGAUCCAGAUCGACGAAAGGAUGAUCCCAGGACUAAGGUAUAACAUGUGUUCCCUGUUUUUAGGAUCCGGAACAUUGUUCGCGUGGUGCGGUCUUCUGAGAUAUGUCGGCUACUUCAAAACCUACAAUAUCCUGAUACUGACAUUGAAGAGGGCCGUACCAACAAUCAUGCGCUUCCUACUCUGUGGCGCUCUCCUCUUUUCUGGGUACGUCGUCUGCGGCUGGGUGGUGAUUGGCCCACACCACAUCAAGUUCGAGACGACCGCGAAGGCUGCGGAGUGUCUGUUCUCGAUCACAAACGGCGACGAUGUCUUCUCCACUUUUGCCAUGAUGUUCAAGAAGGACAAUACCGCGGUGUCGUACUUCGCGACGGUUUAUCUUUACAGCUUCAUUAUCUUGUUCACGUAUCUGAUAGUGUCAUUGUUUGUGGCCAUAAUCGUGGACGCGUACGAGAUUAUCAAAGACAACGAAUCGACUAUAUCCUCUACAAGUCCCAUCCAGCGAUUUCUGGAGGAGAAUGAAGAUAGACCUGACAACGAUAUAAGCGUGAGUCCCUCGCGGGAACACGAUCUGAAUGGUGCUGUUUCAUGUGGACAGAAUCUCGAAGGUUGAUUACAACGAUUGGUUUGUUUGAACUGGAUGAUCUCUUGGGAGUACGAUACCUAAUGACCUGGGAACUUGGCGCUAUGUUUAGCAACCGGUUUCAAAUUUUGAAUGUGUUCAGCACAUCGCAAUGCUUCUUAAUAGUUUUGUUUAUAUGCAUUAUUUCUUCAUAUUUCUUCUUUUCUCUCUCUCUCUCUCUUUUUUUGAGCACGAAAGAACGAUGCGCGACGCUGAUCUCGACUUUGAGGUACCGAGUCAUUCUAGUCUGUGCAGUGGAAGUUAUGUGAUAUGUUGUCCUAAUUAUUUAUUUUUUCACCUUAGCGAUGUGUUGGUGCUCAGUUCUUGCUGUUUCGUCCUGGAAAAUAAAAAGACAUCUGGCUUU
This is a messenger RNA of Ornithodoros turicata, 2104 nucleotides long. Its product is annotated as mucolipin-2-like. Gene Ontology annotation, biological process: monoatomic ion transport; transmembrane transport. Bases 94 to 1731 code for a protein of 545 amino acids. Gene Ontology annotation, cellular component: lysosomal membrane; plasma membrane. The record is from RefSeq and is a predicted model, not a curated record. Lineage: Eukaryota; Metazoa; Arthropoda; Arachnida; Ixodida; Argasidae. Gene Ontology annotation, molecular function: NAADP-sensitive calcium-release channel activity. The transcript has 2 exons.